CUGGAUGCAGACAACUAGUUAUAUAGACCAUUGGUCUGUUCCAGUACAAUAAAUCCAAUGCUUUUACAAUGCUGAGUUAAAUUAAAUACAUUCUCAGAAAUAGAAAGCAACACGAAGCCAGAUUUUUUUUCUUGGUUUUGUGUUGCUUAGUUGAGAGUUCCUAAGAAUAAAGCUUUAAAAGUGGUUCCACCCUUUUCUCAGAAACAAGCUCAGCUGUAUAGAGAAAGACUCAGAGCCAGGAUCUUAUCUCACUUCUGCAGUGCACGUCCAGAAUACCUCCACUGAGGUCAGAUCCUCCAACCCAGCAUCUGCCUCCUAACCAGGACCAAUAAGCAGGAGCUUCUUUCUGAAACUUUCUGGAGAGGAUCCAUCAGGCAGUGAUGGAGUUAACAGGGCUGUGCAAGAUGGUUUUCUGAUCCUAGGAUUACAGCAUCGUUUUUGAGGGUAUGAAAAGGAGCCACCUAUGCUCAAGUGAAUGUAUCAUGUGGACUUUUCUGGCCUGGCUUACAACUCAAGCUCUCCACUGAAGAUGGAUGAUUUAGCUUUACUUGACCUGUUGGAGUGUCCUGUGUGCUUUGAAAAGCUAGAUGUCACAGCCAAGGUGCUACCAUGCCAGCACACCUUCUGCAAGCCUUGUCUGCAGAGAAUACUGAAAUCCCAGAAGGAGCUGAGAUGCCCAGAAUGCAGAACUCUCGUCUCCUGCAGUAUUGAAGAGUUACCGUCCAACUUGCUUCUAAUUCGCUUACUGGAUGGUGUCAGAUGUGGACAAAAUGUUAUGAGAUUUGGUUCACUCCAAAGAUCUGGGGUCCUGUCCUCUCCUGCCUCCAUCAGGAGAGUCCCAAGAGGUUUACAACUUAAUCAAUACAGGCUGGCACCAACUCCCAGGAUCCAUAUGGAAGGGGUUCCACGGGCCAAAGCCUUAUAUUCCUACAGGGGACACAACCCUGGUGAACUGCGGUUCAAUAAAGGAGAUAUCAUCAUGUUGCUCCGCCAGCUGGAUGAAGACUGGUACCUAGGAGAGAUCAACGGAGUCAGUGGAGUUUUCCCAACCAGUUCUGUGCAAGUUAUCAAGCACCUGCCACUGCCACCACCCCUCUGCAGAGCACUUUACAACUUUGAUAUGAGAGACAGGAAUAAAAGUGAAAAUAAGGACUGCCUAACUUUUCAUAAGGGUGAUAUCAUCACAGUGAUCAGCAAAGUUGAUGAGAACUGGGCUGAGGGCAAGUUAGGUGACAAAGUAGGGAUCUUCCCCAUCUUGUUUGUGGAGUCGAACACUACUGCAAGACAACUCCUACAGACAAGUAAAAGCCACCCAUCUUCCCAGUUUAAAUGUGCUUCGCCCUUAAGAAUGUCCUCUCCCAAAGCAAGAGUCAAAGAGUCCCCAACUUUCCGCAAGGUAUCAGAAUCCAGGAGGAAAAGUCUGAGACAAUUCUCUAUCACAACUGCCUUAAACACACUCAACAGGAUUGUCCAUUCACCCACCGACCGGCAGACUCUAGAAAUCAGCUCACCAGUGCUCAUCAGUUCCAGUAAUCCAACAGUGAUAACCCAGAGCAGCGAGAAAAUGGAAUUCCCUUAUGGCACCCCAGUGCAAGUCAGCGCUUCUUAUUAUACUGCACCGGGAUCCCUGGGGCACUCAACAGCUAUCGUCACGCUUCCCCAUUUGCAGCAGCACAUCUCUGCUAAUAUGUGUGUUGCCCUCCAUUCCUACAUAGCUCAUGGACCAGAUGAGCUGGAGCUGCAGAAGGGAGAAGGAGUUCGUGUUUUGGGGAAGUACUAUGAUGGUUGGCUGCGAGGAAUGUCACUCGUCACAGGAAGGGUUGGGAUCUUCCCCAGCAAUUACGUCGCCCCCCUUUUCAGGAAGUCAUCCAACAUCUCAGAUUCAAGGAUACCUUCAUUGUAUGCCAGCUGGACGUUAUCCACAUCCUCCCUUUCCUCCCAAGGAAGCAUCUCAGAGAAUGGGCCAAGGCAAAGCAGACCUUUGAAGUCUGCUUUGAUGCCAACACCCAUGACCUCACCAGCAAGGAACAUGGCUAUGCCAGGCACUCCAGGACAAUCGUCCCUGAGGCGAGGACGUGGCAACACUAGGAAAAAUGGAUCAUUGCAGAGGCCUGUGCAGCCAGGCACUCCUGUUCACAUUGCCGGCUCCCUCCGGCGUGCUUCAGUUGCUGCUGUGCGACCUCAGGCAUUUCAACUGUAUCUACCACAAGGCACCUUGACUGGAGCUGCCAUGGCUGAAGCUGGAGCAAGGCUGAAUUCUUCCCAUGAUGCUUCAUCAGUACUUGUGGCCAGGGGCACUGAAAGCCAAGCUCCUUCUGCAUGUAGCUCAGUGAUCCUGGAUGCCAAAGACUCUCCAGCAAAAAGUGAGCCUCCAAAGCCACCUGCAUCAGCUCCUCCCUCCAUUUUGGUGAAACCAGAGACCUCCCGGAACAACUCAGAAAAGCAAGUGAAAACAGUGAGAUUUCAGAACUACAGCCCACCUCCAUCCAAGAGGCACAGCUCGCAGUCAUCCCCAAGUCUCCCUCGUAGCAAAAUGGAGCAGAGAGCAGCUGCAGAGGCAGCCCAACCGGAAGCAAACCUGAUGGGCCCCGACACAACAGCUCUCUACUCACACAGAAUCAGUUCCAGCCCUGUGCACCAGAGGAGGACGCUGCACCCAAAGACGUCAUCACUAGAUCUUUCUAUCCAGGCAGGACAACUGACCUUCCCAACCAAAAAGAACUACAGCAGCUUUUCUGAGAACUGAAAGGUUCAUUUCCUUUUAUUACACCCCCUUUUCCAGUGGGCUUUUUUUUCUCUGUUCUGUGAGAAAAGCAUCUCUCAGACCCAACACCAGCUUGCUUGCUGCCCUUUCCCCUUACAGGGACCAUAGGUCCAAUCAGGUACUUAUACUUGUGUUCCCCGCAAGAGCAAAACUUGUAAGGCACUCCCAACACUGCAGCUCCAAGGGACCCAAGGAGUUGCAAGGAUGGGGUCAACACCCUUCUCCAGUUUUAUGGUAUAGUCCCAUUUUCAACACAUUUGAUUUGCAUCCCUCCAACUGUCUCUACAAACUAUGGCAAUGGAUAAGUAUCCCCAACACAAUGAGUGAUACAACAGAAGCCUGCACUGCCACAGUGGGUGAGUGCAAGAUCCAAACGUAGAGAUUGCAACCCCCUCAAAACCAAUGCUCCCAGGCAGUGCUGUAGCAAGGGGAGGAAGGGGACGAGCAGGGUGACCGCCCUGGGUGCCAAAGAAAAGGGGCACCAACAGCCAGGGUGGGGUGCAGGAUGGAGCUGCGAGUGGUUUGUUUGGGAGAGGGCACAGGACAGGGGAAGGGUGGCUCCCACCACUGCGUGCACUCCCAGGCAAACAUGGGGGGACAUGUGCCCCCCGGAUCUGUGUGCAGGGGGAGGGUAGGUUGCCACUGCGGGCUUUGCCCCAGGCACCAAACUUCAUUGCUGUGGCACUGCUCUCUGGUGUCCCUUCCAGUAUUUUGCAGCCAGCCUUACAGAGGUGUAGAAGAGGGAAGAUGUAUUUGCACACAUCAGAAAGAAUUAAACCAGCUUUGGCUUCCUCUCUCCUACAUGGAAGCCCACAGAGACCAAGAUGCUGGUUCAUUAGCUUUCCCACUUCUACAGGAUAAAGAAACAUAAAUCAAAAUCAGUCAGUUCCUGGCUGAAUUUUCAAGUUCCCCUUCUAUGGGUUUUUCCUUCAGUUUCUUGAGUCUGGGAGUGAGCUCGUAUUCUAAUUUGAGAGGUAGUUAUUUAGAAAGAUAAUUCACCCUAGAACCAAAACUAAACUACAGCUGUUUAUGACAGUCACAGAGUCUUUGCAGCUAUGUGCUUUGGAUCUUACUUCUGCUAGUUGAUUGGUUUCCUGCAAUUACUUGACAGUAUAGGCACUACCUCCUAGAUGCCUGCAGUUCAACUGCAGUGCUUUUCCUCCAUUCAUAUAAUUAGUGGGGGUUUUGUAAGUAUCCUAAAUGGAUUUUUAAGAGCUAGGUCUAUAUUAAGGUGCAUGAAGCAUUUAUCUAAAUAAGAGGAAAGAUAGUUGUGUAUCUAUUGUGACAUAAACUGUUCCUUCCUCCUACAACACCCAUAAGUAUCUCCUACCUUCAGCUGACCUCCCUUUGGCUAUGAAGCUUCAGAAAGAAUCAACAAAAUUGGAAAGUCACAUUAGGGUCUUCCAGCUGUGACUGCUGUUUAGCAAAGUGGCACACAAUGGGUUUGACUGUUUGUGCUUUGUUUCUAGGGCUGGUGCAAAGACCACCAAUUCCCAUUCUAGCCAGAGCAAGGGACCAUUAGAUCUCAUAACAACGGCUGCUGUGCUGAUUCAAAGACUGUUGUAAACUAACAUCCUUGGCUGAUUGCACACAAAACCCAUUAAAUUAACUCCGUACGUCAUUUCUGGAGCACUGGGACAGCCUCUGAGAAGGAGGUUUCAUUUGAAAUUAAGGAAGGGGAACGGAUGGGCCCAUCUGUUAGUCUACAACAUCUUUUUUGUUGUUUUUACAUAAAAAAAAAAAUUCUGUAACAGCUCAGUGGUCAUUUAGGAUUUGUGUUUUGAUUGGCCUUGGUAUGAUAAUUGUGAACUGUAAUCCAACUUCAAUUCUUCUCCUUCACAUCCACAUGCUCCUGGUGCAUGGACUAUUGGAAAAUCUCCUUUAGCAGUUAUAAAUAGGAUCUAUAUGACACAGUUUGACUCCAACUAGCCAUGAUAUAGGGCUCUAUCAUUUAUUUUAAUUAUCAGAGGGACAGAAUAAGAAGGACGUAUCUGACUGCCCACUUUUUCCCCACCCAACCUUUCUCCCUUACCUGAGCACAACAUCCCCAAAGGGUAGAAAUGCAUCUCUAGAGUCUAGAACUGCUCAGAAGUGUUGGGGUCCCUGAUCUUUUCAUGGAUUCAGAGGGCACAAUAAUUUUAAUCUAGUUGUGGAUUAAAACAGAUGUGACCCCCCACAGAUGAAAAUUUGGAUAUAAAACAAGCAAUAACAAGGAGAGGGAAAAAAAAGAUGAUUUGCCCAAAAUUCUGAACCCUGAUGCCAGAAAUGCUAAAUAAAAAUAUUGCUUGGAGGAAUGUUAGAGUAAGAGAAAACCCAAAUGACACAGGAAUUUCCCUCAUAGUAGCCAGUAUUAGAUGCUUCAGAAGAUGCAGCAAGAAACCCCACAGUGAUCAGGGAUGAGAUAAUCUGACCCCCAUGAGGGUCUACUCCUCAUACUUAAUAAACUGAGAUGAGUCUAAGACCUGAAACAUGAGGUUCUACUUGCUUUCCAGCAUUCAGUUAAUGUUAGCUGUUGGGUUUUUUGGGUUUGUUUUUUUUUGGGGGGGGGG
Messenger RNA from Alligator sinensis (Chinese alligator), 5313 nucleotides. It is a transcript of the gene SH3RF2, whose product is annotated as SH3 domain containing ring finger 2. NCBI's taxonomy places the organism in Eukaryota, Metazoa, Chordata, Crocodylia, Alligatoridae. The record is from RefSeq and is a predicted model, not a curated record. The coding region runs from base 476 to 2746 and encodes 756 amino acids. Gene Ontology annotation, molecular function: ubiquitin protein ligase activity; protein phosphatase 1 binding. Gene Ontology annotation, cellular component: nucleoplasm. The transcript has 10 exons. Gene Ontology annotation, biological process: negative regulation of apoptotic process; positive regulation of JNK cascade; positive regulation of proteasomal ubiquitin-dependent protein catabolic process.